AUGCGUGGCCAGGUGGCUCUGCUGCGUGCUGCCUUGUCCACAGCGCAGGUCCUCGCGUGGCCCCCGCCGUGCGUGUCGCCCCGGCGGCCCGCUCCCAGCGGGCCCGGCUCCUCCCGGCGGGCAACAAAAAACAAGCUCUCAGAGGACAGUGAUGCUCCCCCACCCAAGAGAUCCCAUAUCUUCUACGGCAGCUUGGAGGAGAAGGAAAGGGAACGUCUUGCCAAAGGAGAAUCAGGGCUCCUGGGAAGAGAGAGAGUGAAAGCUGCGAUUGAGGCAGGCAAUAUUAACAUAACCAGCGGUGAGGUCUUUGAUCUUGAAGACCACAUAAGUGAGCGUCAGGCAGAAGUGUUGGCUGAGUUUGAGCGCAGGAAGCGUGCCAGGCAGAUCAACGUUUCCACAGAUGACUCUGAAGUCAAGGCGUGCCUGCGAGCACUGGGGGAGCCCAUCACGCUCUUUGGAGAGGGGCCUGCAGAACGGAGAGAAAGAUUGAGAAAUAUCCUCUCGGUGGUUGGCACAGACGCCUUAGAAAAAACCAAGAAAGAUGAUGAUAAAUCUAAGAAAUCCAAAGAAGAGUAUCAGCAAACUUGGUAUCAUGAAGGGCCAAACAGCCUGAAAACAGCUAGGCUGUGGAUCGCCAACUACUCGCUUCCCAGGGCAACAAAGCGGCUGGAAGAAGCCCGUCUGUACAAAGAGAUUCCAGAAGCGACCAGGACAUCCCAGAAGCAAGAACUGCACAAAUCCCUGAGGUCCUUGAAUAAUUUCUGCAGUCAGAUUGGGGAUGACCGCCCGAUAUCUUACUGCCAUUUCAGUCCCAAUUCCAAACUCCUCGCCACAGCCUGCUGGAGUGGCCUGUGCAAGCUCUGGUCUGUGCCUGACUGCAAUCUUGUUCAUACUUUAAGAGGGCACAACACCAAUGUAGGAGCAAUAGUGUUCCAUCCCCAGGCUACUGUCUCCCUGGACAAGAAGGACAUCAACCUGGCCUCUUGUGCAGCUGAUGGCUCUGUCAAACUCUGGAACCUUGAAAGUGAUGAACCGGUGGCAGAUAUCGAGGGCCAUACAAUGAGAGUGGCACGAGUGAUGUGGCAUCCCUCUGGGAGGUUCCUGGGCACCACUUGCUAUGAUCACUCCUGGCGCCUCUGGGACCUGCAAGCUCAAGAGGAGAUUCUCCAUCAGGAGGGGCACAGCAAGGGGGUUUAUGACAUCGCCUUCCACAUUGAUGGCUCUCUUGCUGGGACUGGUGGCAUGGAUGCUUUUGGUCGGGUGUGGGAUCUGCGUACUGGGCGCUGUAUCAUGUUCCUGGAGGGCCACCUGAAGGAAAUCUAUGGGAUUAACUUCUCCCCAAAUGGAUACCACAUAGCAACGGGCAGCGGGGACAACACAUGCAAAGUGUGGGACCUCCGCCAGAGGAAGUGUGUCUACACCAUACCUGCCCACCAGAACCUGGUGACCGGAGUGAAGUUUGAACCUACGCAUGGUAACUUCCUGCUCACCGGUGCUUAUGAUAACACAGCCAAGAUCUGGACUCACCCAGGCUGGUCCCCUCUGAAAACGCUGGCUGGCCACGAGGGAAAAGUAAUGGGACUGGAUAUCUCCUCAGAUGGGCAGCUAAUAGCAACAUGCUCAUAUGACAGGACCUUCAAGUUGUGGAUGGCAGAGUAGCUCUGAGCUGCCAGUGACCCAGGACAGGGAAUAUCACAGACUGGGUUGUCCCUGCAUUUUUAUAUUUAAAAAAAAAAAAAAAGUCAACUGUUGCAUCAACUACAAUGGUGGCUGGAGUUGAUGGCUGAUGUCGGCUUCCCCAUGGUGCUGGUGCAUCCCCUGUGCUGGGAGUUGGCCAAAGUCAGAGUUGAUCUGAGCUCCUGGAGUGAUUCUGUAACCUCACCUUGUAUGAUUUGUAUAAUCUCUACCCCCUGGCUCUGGGGAGAAAUUCUGGUGUGAGCCAUCUACUCUACCACACCUUCCUCAUGGGCUUUAUUCUUUGUUAUACAUGUUUGUAAAUACCCACACACCCCUUCAGAUGUACUGUACCAUAAAACCCAUUGGUUGGCAUCACCCUCAAGAUCAGUUUUGUAGGAGACUUUCCCCAGCUGUGGAGCCUGAAUGAUCUUGCUUUUGGCAAAGAGCCAGCUGCUUCAGUCAUUUAAAUGUGGCACAUUGGUUCUCCCAGCACAGAGCUUGGAUCUCUGCAGAAUGUGGAAGCCCAUGCCCCUUUAGGCAUCUGCUGUGGGUGAAUUUUAAGCAGUGGGGCAGAAGGGAGUUUUCUCUUCACGCAAAAUCAGGCUUGAACUGCCCACUGCCCUAGAUCCCCUUCUGCCUCUCUGAUACUUCAGAUAUUAAACCACAAACUUUCAAGUGACAUGGACUUCUCCAGUUUAAGGUGCCUGCAAGUCUGCUGGGACAUGCAUACAGAGGUGUCAGUUACAGUUUUGUUGCUAGUUUGUUUCACUUUAAGGUUCUUGCUCUAGCCACCCACUGUAUUUGAGAGUGGAUGGGUGAUACAGGGUUGUUCGUUCUCAGUUGCACCCUUCCCUGUGUUUUGUUUGUAUGCACUAACCAGUGCAUUAAACAGGGUGAGGGAGAUAGCCAUGCAGUGUGGAAAAGCUGAUCUUUGUGGGACUGUCUCUGAAAAGUGCCCCCAGCAAGGGAGAAGCAGCGUCAUCUUCUCCCAUUCCUCUCGAGAGUAGCAGUACAUGCCUGCAGCAGUGUAGUUCUUCACCACCCCCAAUUCCCUAAGUACUAUGAGGGAUCAUAGUUAGUGAAAAGGCUGAGGAAGUGAGAUUACUCCUUGCCUCUCUAGCUGACUACAUGAAACAUCUGGUCUCACCUGCUCUUUGCCCCACCACCUCUAAUUCAUUAUUGAGAGGGUUACCCCUGAGGAAACAAUGGCAGCUGACCAAUGCCCUGCACGUAGUCUGCUAGGAGUGGCCAUCUUUCUGCCCAGGGGUUGCAGUGGCAACAUACUGCUAAAGUGCAGCACAGACUUUGCAUAUAAACCUAAAACAAGUGCUACCAUAAUCCCAGUCUGUACAGUGAGAGCUGCACAAGGGACCCCACUUUCAGUCAGCCCUGGCCGGGAAACCACUUAAAAUGUCCCCUGAGCUAUCCAGUCUAAUUUAUUUGCUCUUUAAGAUCCAUCUCUACUAAGCAACUGAUGUUUGGUCUUCUGGACAGUACCUUAAACCAGGUUACACUGUAGUUUGCAGGCAAAUAGAAGUCAUGUGAUUGAGCAGCAAUACAUCAUUUGACUGAGUUCCCUACAGCUACCCAGCCAUGUCCCUCUGGGCUGUACCUUAGAGAGAGGUGCCAGCAGAAGGAGCUGCUGCUGGAACAGGCUGAGAUCUAGCUGGACUCUGACCUAGCAGGACUUGCUUUAUUAAAUAAAUGUAGCCACCUGCCUGCU
Messenger RNA from Chelonoidis abingdonii (Abingdon island giant tortoise), 3400 nucleotides. It is a transcript of the gene PRPF4, whose product is annotated as pre-mRNA splicing tri-snRNP complex factor PRPF4. Gene Ontology annotation, molecular function: protein binding; U4 snRNA binding; U6 snRNA binding. NCBI's taxonomy places the organism in Eukaryota, Metazoa, Chordata, Testudines, Testudinidae. Gene Ontology annotation, cellular component: U4/U6 x U5 tri-snRNP complex. Gene Ontology annotation, biological process: mRNA splicing, via spliceosome. The record is from RefSeq and is a predicted model, not a curated record.